Caenorhabditis elegans is the source of this 846-nucleotide messenger RNA. It is a transcript of the gene Y20C6A.4, whose product is annotated as F-box associated domain-containing protein. The record is from RefSeq and is marked reviewed. Bases 1 to 846 code for a protein of 281 amino acids. Lineage: Eukaryota; Metazoa; Nematoda; Chromadorea; Rhabditida; Rhabditidae. The transcript has 2 exons.
AUGCAGUUUUUCAAUUUGAUGACCUUCACACUUGUCUCAAAAGCUACUAUAAAAGCGACACAGGCGCUGAAAUUAGCGACUCGGGGGAUUUUCGUGCAGAUUGGCCAAGACUUGACAAUCAGCAUUUACAAUGCAUCAGAGGGAUCCGACUAUUUGGACAUUUGCUAUGGUACAGUUGCAAACACUCGAUUGAAAGGCCUUUCUGUAAAAUCCCCUUAUCAGUCUCCCCGACAAUGCAUCGAUCACUACCAAGAGGUUUUUUGGCAUAAAAAAAAGAUUUUCAUUGAAAUUGAGCGUACCGCAACCGACUACCAGUGGAUUUACGAAGAAUUUAAAGAUAUCAAGUUUGAAUCCCUGAAUGGGCUCGAAUGGGCUCGAAGAUGCGCAAUGAACUUUUCCCGGCAAUGUGACGAGGUUGACUUGGGCGGCGAGCCACUAUUCACGCAAACUGCUUGUGAGUUUCAAAACUUUGUUUGUCAAAAAUUCACCGAUUUGAAAUCGGCCAAGAAAUGCACAUUGAACGAUUUGCUGGUUAUGGAAUCUCAAAACUUUGUAUCAUCGAUUGACUUUGAGGAGCUCAACUUGUUUCUGAAAUUCUGGAUUGAAGGGUAUUUUCAACAACUGAAAUUUAUGGAGUUGUCUGUGGAAAGUGAUAUGUCUGAUCAGGAGAAUAUUGCGAUCUUAUUCAAAAACAUCAGAUAUGAAAAGGCACCUAAUAAUAAGGUAUUUGAGUACAGAUAUCCAUGGAGUUUUCGAGGAGGACGGUAUAUUCAAAGCAAAGAUGGAAUUACUGCCGUUGUCGGGUUUCGAUUUCUUAAAUGUGUGACGUUAAUUGUGUUGGAGUAA